Messenger RNA from Vairimorpha ceranae, 207 nucleotides. RefSeq lists its product as hypothetical. Bases 1 to 207 code for a protein of 68 amino acids. Gene Ontology annotation, molecular function: RNA binding. Gene Ontology annotation, cellular component: U12-type spliceosomal complex; catalytic step 2 spliceosome; U2-type prespliceosome. The record is from RefSeq and is a predicted model, not a curated record. The transcript has a single exon. NCBI's taxonomy places the organism in Eukaryota, Fungi, Microsporidia, Nosematidae.
AUGAAAUCAAAAGAUCUACCAAAUUUAAAUAAAUUUGUGAAUAAAAUGAUAAAAGUUAAAACAGGAAAAGGCACAACAUUUAGUGGAUUAUUGAAAGGACAUGAUGCUUUUAUGAAUAUAGUACUUAAUAGAGAAGAGGAAUACAGUUAUAUUGUAAUUAGAGGAGAUAAUAUUAUAAAUAUUGAACUUGUAGAAGAUAGAAAAUAA